This is a messenger RNA of Lecanosticta acicola, 2053 nucleotides long. The record is from the annotation of a GenBank genome assembly. Lineage: Eukaryota; Fungi; Ascomycota; Dothideomycetes; Mycosphaerellales; Mycosphaerellaceae.
AUGGCGCCAAUCAUCAUAAAAGUCAAGUUGUGUCCUAUACAUCAUCCCGGGGACCACGACAACUGGAUUGUCGACAUCAAUCAUGGCCCUAGGUGCAGAAGCUUAGAUGUGAGUUUCCCUAUUCCCGACUCUGCUUCUGUACUAACGUGCUCAGGACGUAAGGGUUUACAUUAUGUAUGCCUUCGCGAGAGAACGGACUGGCAGCGAAGACUUCCCACCGGAACUCCUCGACUUUGAUCCGGCACGACAAAGAAUGAAUUUGCAUAGCCGUUCGGGUGGCUGUGGCAGCACGCUGAGUCUCGAGGUGAUCAUGCUGAACCAUAUAUGCACCGAUUUGUAUGACCCGGACGCCAGGGAAGACAGGCUCAGGGUGAUUUACAUUCACAUUGAUGACUUGCCAGGGACGAAUAGGGGUACUCCAAAGGGUGCGGGUGGGGAGAAGAGGAGUGGAAGAUCGCAACGAGAACAGCCGCAACGACGGGGCGGAAGGGACGAAGACCGAAGCGGAGCUAGCCAGAAUGACAACGGCGACGACGAUGUGCCAGAUCCUACGCACGCCGCAGGUGGAGGACCACUACCGGAGCAAACUGACAGUGAAGACGAUGAGGACGAUGAGCCUGUCUCACCACUCAAGCGCGGAGAGAAGUUCCCCGAGGACAAUGACAGCCGUACGUUCGUUCGAGUCGGCCGACUUCCACCAGAGGACGAUGUUCACCAUGACCCUGCGCACGACCCAAGCGAUCCCGAGUACUCCCCGCGGAUCUCGAUGAACGUCGUGGUUGUGGCGGUGAGAUCCAAGGGAGACAAGAUGUCCUACUUGGCCGUGGAGAGUUGGAACAUAAACUCUCGUCAGGUCGGAGACUACGCUUCGGCGGAUGAGUAUGCCAGGUCCCGUGAUAUCCCGGGACUGGUGAUAGACCCGUUCUGGAGGAAAUAUGAGAGAAAGCUCUCCCUGUCGCAAAAGGUGGUUAAAUGGAUGGACGAAGGCGCGGAGCCUCCGCCAGUGGACGAUCCCGAAAUUUCUGGCGGUCCACUGUCAGCUCCGACGAAUGCUGUUGGCUCAGGAGGUCCUCGAAAUGGCGGAGGAAGUCGAGGACCACCACAGAAGACAAAAUCGAAACUGAGCAAAGGCAGUCCCCAGCAGAGAUCACACGAGAGCCCGAUCAGGGGGCCAAUCAGGCCAAUUCAUAACGACGAGACCCCUGGACAAUUCUUCCAAACGGAUCAUAAUCUCAGAAACAAACACGCCGGGGGGAUAUCUGCAGUGAUCUGCUUCCGAAACACAGUGGCGGACGUCGAUCUCGGACUGGCGACGAAUGUGCAGGCGGGGCUGAACUGGCGAGAGAGCUAUGCGAGCUUCCGAAGGUUCAUCAAGAGGGAGCCGUUUCCCGAAACGACGCGGUCUUCCCUAUGGCAGAGACUCCGGCAUAAGACAUUCGAUUGGUGGACCGACUUUGAGAUCUGGGUCUUACCUCAACGCCGUCGUGACGAAGGGCAACCACCUCCGCGGGAAAUGUUACGGUGGCGUCCUGGAGUCGGAAUUCGAGAGUUUCUUGAUGCUGAGGGGGUUGAAACUUAUGGAAGACAGCUGUACAUUGAAGUUCGGCUGGUUGAAGAUGGGUACGCGGAAGACAAGGACAAGGUCUGGGUGGGCAAAACGUACAGCUAUGGCGGCGAACGUACUGUCGCUUAUGGAUUCCGAAGGACCGUCAAAGCGUCUUUUUCGCUUCUAGAUGAUAGCGAUGAUGACAAGACCGCAACACAACAGACUGUCCCUGGACAAGCCGGAGCAGGUCAAAGCACUUCACGUACCAAAUCUAAACAGGGAGGCACGGCGUCGAAAGCAACACAGCAGAGGCCUCCUCCUAGUGGCCCAUCACGACAGCAGGCGGGGCGGAAGAGAACGAGGCAGAGCGAUGCACCGCAAGAUGCAGCGAGUAAAAGGCCUCGAAAGGGGGCUACACGGCAGACCGCAGUGACAACUACAAGCCGCCAGCAAGCGAACAUACCGAAACGGAAACCACAAAAGGUCCUACGAACCAAGCAGCGAUAA